Messenger RNA from Filobasidium floriforme, 1992 nucleotides. Its product is annotated as putative 4-aminobutyrate aminotransferase. Gene Ontology annotation, biological process: GABA catabolic process. Gene Ontology annotation, molecular function: pyridoxal phosphate binding. NCBI's taxonomy places the organism in Eukaryota, Fungi, Basidiomycota, Tremellomycetes, Filobasidiales, Filobasidiaceae. Gene Ontology annotation, cellular component: mitochondrion. The coding region runs from base 220 to 1794 and encodes 524 amino acids. The transcript has 7 exons. The record is from RefSeq and is a predicted model, not a curated record.
GGUCAGGAUGCACAUUCCACCUAGAAGCUAGAAGAGAUGACCAUAUAGUGCAUAUAGCUAUUGGUAGCUGGUAGGUUCGAUAGGUUCAGAGGCUACAUCCAUAUCGUGCUAGAUCGUCGCAGCUGGCGACCAUAGGCGAUAGGACAUCCAUACAUCGCGACCUAGAAUCAGCACCCGCCAACGACACGACGUAGUGCGACUUCCCAACUCGUCCAAAGGAUGUCAACCCACUUUCUCAGAUUCAGCUUGACCCUGUCCCGAACCAGGAUUGCCAAGGCAUCUCAUCCCCCGACGGUGUUGAGAUCGAAUCGGGCAGUAAGCCGGUGGUUCUCGUCGAGAGACAUCUUUCCGAACGAACCUACCAAGCCUGAUGUCAAGACCGAGGCCGUUCCGGGGCCAAAGGGUCGGGAGAUGUCGACAGCUAUCUCUGCGCACCAAGAUAACCGCACCCACACCCUGCUCAUCUCCUACCCCAAAUCCUCUGGCAACUACAUCCUCGACGCCGACAACAACACCCUCCUGGACGUCUUCGCUCAGAUCUCCUCGAUCGCCUUGGGGUACAACGCUCCUCCUCUACUAGAGCUCGCCGGGACGGAAGAGUGGAAAUGCGCCGCGGUGAAUAGGCCGGCGUUGGGCAGUUUCCCGCCUGUAGAGUGGGAGGGGUUGUUGGAAGGGUUGAGGAGGGUCGCGCCGAGGGGGUUCAAGGGGGAGGACGGGAGGUUGGUGACGACGCUUUGUGGGAGUAGUGCGAAUGAAAACGCCUUCAAGGCGGCCUUCAUGGCUUACCGAGCGAGGGAAAGGGGGGAUAAUCAGGCGUUCACGCAGGAGGAGAUCGACUCGUGCAUGGACAACAAGGCUCCCGGAAGCCCUCAGCUGGCGAUUCUGAGCUUCAAGAGCGGGUUUCACGGGAGGAUGUUGGGGAGUCUGAGCGCGACUAGGAGCAAGGCGAUUCACAAGCUGGACAUUCCGGCGUACGAUUGGCCCGGAGCGGAUUUCCCGCAGCUAAAGUACCCGCUCGAGGAGAACGUCGAGGCGAACGAGCAGGAGGAAAAGAGGUGUUUAGAGUUUUACGAGAAGAUCUUGAUCGAGAGCAAAACGACGAAACCCAUCGCGGCCGUCAUCGUCGAACCGGUCCUCUCGGAAGGAGGCGACAAACACGCCUCGCACGACUUUUUCCGACAGAUCCGUUCGAUCGCCAAGAAACACGGAGCGUUCUUUAUCGUCGACGAGGUACAGACCGGUGUCGGGGCCACGGGAUCGUUCUGGGCGCACGAAAAGUGGGGGCUCUCGAAGGGGGAGGAGCCGGACUUCGUCACGUUUAGCAAGAAGAUGCAGGCUGCUGGAUUCUAUCACAAGGCAGAGACGACGCCAAACGCGCCGUACAGGAACUACAACACGUGGAUGGGCGACCCCAUGCGAGCAAUGCAGGCCAACAAGAUCAUCGACGUGAUCCAAGAACACGAUCUGGUCCGGCACACGGCCGAGACGGGCGACAAGCUGUACUCACGCCUGGACGACAUGUUCAAGGAGCACAAGGAUGUCGUCAAGAACCUCCGAGGCAAGGGGAUGGGGACGUUCAUCGCCUGGGAUUUCCAUGAUGCCAAGACAAGGGACUUGUUUGCGGGAACGAUGCGCAAGAACGGGGUCCAGAUGGGACCUUGUGGGGAUUUGUCGGUCAGGUUGAGACCGAUGUUGACGUUUGGAGAGGCUCAUGCCGAGGUCUUGCUCGAGGCCGUCGAGAAGUCUCUGGGCGAGGUCCAGGUGGCGAGAAUGACCCCUACAUCUGGGCCAUGACAUGGGGUAUUCGAUUUCAACUUUCACAUCGCUACAAGAUCUGCAAAUGAUUACCGCCGAUAGCAUUCUCUGUGUCCGCUGGACUGAUGUCAUAUAGCUUACGAUUGAGAUGACGUUGUAUCAAACCAAGAUCCGGUUCCUUUGUUCUGCUUUGACGACCACUUAGUCGACGAAGAUUAGAUUCAGCUUCAUAUUGUC